UUGAGCGACUAAGGUCAAAGUUGAAGCUACAUGCGUAAAUAAUGAGUCUGGUUAGUUAGCUAGCUGUAAGGUCCAUAUAGUUAAACGGUAUCUUUUCAAUCAUAAGCACAAUGAAAGUACUCUAAUGUUAGCACUUGCGAAUGCUCCGAUUAGUUAGAAUCGGAAAUGGACGCCUUGGAGUGUGUUUUUGAUGAAGUUGCACUUGAGGGUUUGGACGGGAUAACUAUAUCUGCGCUGUGGACGAGACUGGAAAACAGGAGCCCUCCGUUUACCCUCUCUACUUUAGAUGCGCCCACGAAGGAAUACCUGUGGAGGUCCCUGCUCUGUAACACCGAUAUCAGUUUCUAUGAACUUCCUCAAGCGAGGAAACCAAUCGUGUUGACUGACCGGUUUGCAGAGAUAGAUCCGGAGACGGGCAUUCAAGAAAUUCGGCGGCUCACUUUUGACGCAGAUGAUGCGGUCUAUCCAGUUCAUAUCGUCCAAGACGACAAGAAUGGAAUUCAGGGCUCUUGUCUGUAUUUUAAGGAGCGGAAAGACAUCACAAGUAAAUUACGGCAGGACAACUUGACGCCUAUCCUCACGCUUGAACAAGUUGUUUUAAAGUGGGGCGAGAAGCUAGUUGCCGUGGCAUUACAGGCGGUCCGGUACCGCACUCUGAUUGGUCCUGAGGGCAACCCUGAGCUGAGGCUUUCAGACACAUCCUACUGCAUCCUCGAGCGGCUUGGAAGGGCACGAUGGCAGGGAGAGUUGCAAAGAGACCUGCAUUCAAACACAUUCAAGGUGGACGCGAGGAAGAUGCACUACCUGCGGCGGUCACUGGACAGGAACAACAUGAUCACCAUGCAGACGCACGUCAUCCGCCUGGCCAGUGGAGGCCAGCAGUGCUCCAUCCUGCUGCUGCUCAAACGCUUCCACGUGGACAGGAGAGGCAAGUAUGACAUCCUCAUGGAAAGCACGUCCAACAUCCUCUCCUCUCUGCCCAACAACAUUGGGAUCAUGAUCAAGCUCAGACAUCAGCUGAAUGUCUCGGAGCGCACCUUUAAGCGUGUGUACCACUCCAUGGUGGCGGCUAAGCUAAUAGAGGUGCUCACUCUUCCUCUGUACAAAGUCGCUCUCGACGCAGGGCCCAUCAAGACCAAGAAGGGAACUGACGUCGUAGUGCGCUGCAUCAAGCUUCUGAAGCCCUACGGGAAGAAGAAGGAGGAUGAUGAUGAUGAAGACAACGACGAUGAUGACAAUGAUGGAAACAAUCUGAUUGCUGAGGGGCGGGACAUGGAGAGAGAUGUGGCGUCUCAGGCUUAUGAGAUUGUGGUGACGGCCGGGACCAAAGGCAUCUCUCAGAGUGAGCUCAGGAGGCGCCUGAGUGUGGGCAAGCUGGAGGGGCGCAUGAUCUGCAGACUGCUAGAGAGAAACGACAUGAUCAAGGGGUUCAUGGAGGACGUGGGCCGCCAGCGCACCACCAAGUACAUCAGCAAGCUGUUUGUGGAGCAGAGCGAGCUCAAGCGCCAGUUCACCAAGGAAACGGAGCGCAGCGAGCUGCUGCGCGGCGUCGGAGGAGGAGGAGGCCACACACACACUCACACACCCGCCCCGCGGCCGGGCGCCUCGGCGCGACAGGAACAGGAGAAGAAGAAGAAAAAGAAGGAGGAGGAGGAGGAGGAGGAGGAGGUGGCGGUGGUGGGUUUGGGGCCGAAACAGGAACUAGACCCAGAGGCGGAACCAGAACUGAAAAAGGUUCAGGAACCAGAAGGAGAGGAGAACCAAGAGGGGGAAGAGGAGGAGGAAGAGGAGGAGGAGGAGGAGGAGGCGGCAAGUGGGAAGGGAGCUAAGGGCAAGGGCAAAGGCAAAGGGAAGGGCAAGGGCAAGGGGAAGGGCAAAGUUGAGGUUGAGGAGGCAGCAGCAGCCCAGAGCCCGGGCACACAGGAGAGGCUGGCUGCUCAGGGCACUCCAGCCCGGCUGAGACAGACCAAACUCAACUUCAACAGCACCAGGCAGUCUACCCCACAGAGAGCAAAGACUCCGCCCUCUAUGAUUCUGGUUGGUGACGAAACACUGAAGCUCUUGGAGCAGGAGGGACAUGGUGUGGAAUUUGACCAAUCAGAGCUCACCAUGGACACCUCCACUGCCACUGUCCCUGACCCUGGUCCCGCCUCCAGUCACAGCCACAGCCACAGCCAAUCACUUCCUAAGGGCGAGAGUGUCUCAGUGGUGGAAGAGGUGCUCGAUCCUGGAGCGAAACUGCCGGACAGGAUCGGGCCUGCGGGGGGAAAGCAGAAUAAGGUGACGUACCGGCUCCUGAAACGCAAGAACAUCAUCAUCGAGACCGUCCGCAGCCUCAAGAUCAUCGAGAGUCUAUACACUCUGCAGAGGAUGCUGAUGGACGAGGAGAAGGCGGACGGCGUGAGCACUAAGGUGUGUAAGAAGAGUAUCGUGAGGCUCGUCAGGAGUCUCUCCAGGGAGGGGCAGCUGAGGCUCUACAGGACCACCGUCAUACAGGAGGGCAUCAGCAAACGGGUGGAGUUUGUGGUUCAUCCCUCUAUCACUCCUGAUGACCCACUGAUCAAGAGCGCUAUAGAACAAGUCCGCUUUCGCAUCUCUGGGUCCUACUCCGCCCUCAGGAUACGGGCCCUGGAGGAUAAGAAGGCUAAGGAGAAGGAGAAGGAGCCGCCGCCGACACAGCCCUCCAAAACCCCACACAAGCUGGACGAGAAGAUGGGCAUCAAGCCCCUCAAGAACUUCCGGCCCUCCAUAGUCCCGGGUUAUGGCCGUGCUCUUGGCUUCCAGCCUAAGAUGCCGCGCCUGCGUCUGGUCCACACCUUCAUCUGGUACGUGGUGUAUGGGCACCCACUCAGGCAGGCCCCCUCCUCUAACCCGGAAGUGAACACAAAGGAUGUGACUCCUGGUGCAUCAGGGCCCGGACAGGGCGCAGAGAUGAACACACAGGAAGCUGCAUCAUCAUGCACGCCUGCAGCGGAACAGGAAGUGACUUCGGGUGAUCAGGAACUGCCAAAUGAUAGUAACCUUACUGAGGAAAUGCGUGUCUAUGUGGAUGAGGUGAGCUGGAAGCGCUAUGUUCCUCCUCUGCCGCUGCAUAAGGAGUUUGGGUCUGGAUGGGCCCUGACCAGCGACAUCCUCAUCAUCCUGCCACUCUCCCUCUUAAUCCAGAUCGUCCACAUCAGCUACAAGGUUGAUGGUCUGGAGGAGUACCUGAAUGACCCCGUGAAGAAGCACUACCUGGUCAGGUUCCUCCCCUCGUCCAUGAAGAGACAGCUGCUCUACAAACGGAAGUACGUGUUUAGCUUCUGUGAGUGUAUGGUCCGCCUCAGCAGCAUGGGUCUGAUGCAGUUCGGGCCCGCGGAGAAGUUUCAGGAGAAAGAUCAGGUGUUUGUGUACAUGAAGCACCACGCCACCAUCACCGACACCACCAUGUGCGAGCCCCACUAUAACCAGGCCGUAAGCAGCUCACGGCCCUUCGAGCGCCGCCGGUACCAGUUCCUCACCGCGCAGGAUGUGGACAGCUACUGGUUUGACCUGCUGUGUGUGUGUCUCAACACGCCGUUAGGUCUGAUUCGACCACACGUUUUGGAGAAUGAGGACCCAGAGAGAGAGAAGCCAGACCCGCACAAAUACCCACGGAUACGCAAUUCACUUCCACGCAGCCGUGACAUCAUAGACGACGGCGUUACCCCUGGCGACGGUCUCGGGGCGGGCGGUCUGGACUCCGAGUUCUACGCCCACCUGAAGAGAAACUGGAUCUGGAACUGUCACCAGCUUGAAAAGACAAAGAGCAGUGCGUUAAGCCUUGAUACCAGCCCCUGUGUGCGACUACGCAACCUUCUGAACAAACACCUGCUCUCCAAGAACGUCUUUGCAGUGAGCGACAAAGGUAGCCCCUGCAACGCCAAGCUCCUGAUGCCGAAGGUGGUGGAGGAGGAGGUCCAGGUUGCCAUGGAGCCCAGCUCGCGGAACCAACAGAACCGCGGCGGCCGCAAGCAGAAACGCAAACGACUGAAGAAACAGAAAGAGAAGAAGGAGAAGAAGACCAAAGAACCGGUGGUGCGUCAGUUCCUGGAUAAGACGGACCGUGACGCCCUGCAGAGGAUGACCCGUAAGCGUGUGGCCUGGUGCCAACAGGAGGACAGUCUGCUCAUGCUCUGUAGGGUGGCCUGCCACUUCCUCAACCGCAAGAUCAAGAAGCCGUUUGUGCCGUGGCAGGUCGUGAGGGACCUGCUGCACGCUGAGUUCGAGGCGUCUCUGGAUAAAACCUCUCAUGCUGUGGGCCGCCGCGCACGCUUCAUCAUGAAGAACCCGCAGACCUUCCUUAACUUCAAGAUCUGUCUGGCUGAGGUGUAUCAGGAUAAACUUCUGGUGGCUGAGUUCAACAACAGAACUCAGGACUACAGAAACCCACAGGUGUGCACUGAGGAGUUUAAGGAGUUUGUGGCUGUGUUGAGGAGGAAGUUCAGCAAAGCAACAGGAUCCUGUAAGAUUGAAAUACCAGACUCAAAACAGGAGCUCUUCCAGAAGUUUAAGGUUUACGCCAUUGGAGACGACUCACCAGGGGACUCAAAGGAUGUUCUCAAGAGUGAAGACGACAUCCACUCUCUAGUUCUAAAUAACCUCAUCCAGAGCACGCUGGCUGUGUCCAACCAUCAAGUGAAGACCAGACUCUCUUUUCAGACGUUCCACCUCUACAGUAGGUAUAAGCAUGACAUCCUGUACGAGGCCUUCCUGAAGUGUCAGAAGAACGGCCUGGUCAACCGCCGCAGGAAUGAGCAGCGCUACGGCGUCAAGAAGGACCGCUCCCUCCCCAUCAUGCCCAUGUCCUAUCAGCUCUCUCACAGCUACUACAAAAUUUUCACAUGGCGCUUCCCAGCCAGCAUGUUCACUGAGGCCUUUGACCACAUGGACAAACUAAUCAAGGCCGGAGGGGUGGACCAACCCAGCACCAUCUACAUCCAGUCCAAAGACAACGAACAAGAGAAGGAGAAGGAGAAGGGUGGAGAAGAGAUGGAGGAGGGGGCAGAGAAAGAGGAGGAGAAGAAAGAGGAGGAGAAGAAAGAGGAGAAGAAGAAAGAGGAGGAGAAGAUCAGUGAUGAGAUGGGGGAGACUACAGAUACGGAGAUGCAAAAUGAAGGAGACGGAUGUCUCACUGACACCAAGGAGAAGUCUCCCUCCGAGGCUCGAGGAGAGGAGGCCCCGUCGAGGGGCGCGGACGCCCUGCUGUCGCCUGAGAAGCUGGAGGGGAUGGUGCUGUUCCCCCUGGACGCUCCAGGGGGCGCCUGUCUGGCCUGCCUCAGCCUCAUGACCCUGGGCAUGCUGUCUGUGGACGUGUCCAUCCCUGAGCAGAUCCUGGUAGUGGACAGCAACCUGCUGGACAGCGAGGUGGUCAAGAGGCUGGCAAAAGAGAUCCUGGAGGAGGAUGAAGAGGAUGAGGAAGGUGGAGAGGAAGGCAAUGAGUCCAGGAAGAAGAUCGAGGUGAAGGCGUCCCAGGCGUCCCACACUAACUACCUGCUGAUGCGGGGCUACUGCAUGCCUGGCAUCAUCAACUCCAGGGUCCGGGUCACCUCUGCCGACAGCGUGGUGGUCAACGCCUGCACCGUGCACGUCAGGCUGAGGGACACGCCCGCACACACACUCUUCAAGGACCGGGACUCCCCCAUCCUCUCUGCCUUCAAGACGUCUGGCCUGUGCGAGGUCCCGGAGCGCUUCUCCCGCAUCUUCCAAUCGGAGGGGUCGGACGCGGGCAAGCUGGCCCAGCGCUGUGAGGCCGAGCUGGGCUACGGCGCCGCCGACGUGAGCGGCGCCCUGGAGGUGUGGAGGGCUGUGGACGAGUGCCGGAGCUACGGGGUCGACCUCAAGGAGCUGCUGAAGAGCUUCAGUCACCUGGUGGAGACGGACGAGGAGAGGAAGAGAGGACUACAGCAGUAUAUACAGGACGUGGUGUCUCUGGAGGAGCUGGUGGAGGUGGGCGGCCGCUCCCUGCGCCUGGUGUCCCUGCGUCACGCGCAGCCCUGGCUGCUGCACUCGGUGCGGGUGCUGGCCCGGUCCGGCCAGGCCUCGGCCCACGCCCUCCACGCCCUGCGCGCCCUCCGUCUGCCCGAGUGGAGGCAGAAACAGCGGGUCAAGCGCCCCCACAAGAGGCCCCUGGGCCUGGAGCACAUGGUGAAGGAGAAGCCUGGAGAAGAGGAGGAGGAGGAGGAAGAGGAGGAGGAGGAGAAGGGGGGACCGCCGCCAAGGAAGAGGGUGGCAACAGAGACGGAGGUUGCCGGUGGGGAGGAUAGCGUGGAUGUGGCAGAGAGCAGCGUCAUGGAAACGGAGAUGUGGGAUGCUGAGAGCACAGUGGUUGGUGAGGAGGAGGAGGAGGAGGAGGAGGAUGCCAGUCAGAUGGAGGAAGAGGAGAGGAAGAAGAAGGGGGAGGAAGAGGAGAAGAAGGAGGAGAAGAAAAAGGGGGAGGAAGAGGAGGAGAAGAAGAAGAAGGGGGAGUCGGCCCCGCUGAGUGGCGCAUCAUCAACGUGCGACGGCGCUGAACAACAGACAAGCAGUUCUGAGCCGAAAGAUCCCGAUGGCCCUGCAGAGGAACAGUCCAUCGACCACAUCAGUUUUCUGAGUCGCCCGUGGCGCUCAGUGGACGGGUCCAUCAACCGCUCGGUGUGUAAGGGCAUGCUGGAGGGGCUGCUGGACCACAUCAUGAGUCGCCCCGGCAUCACCGAGCUGCAGAUCAUCCAGCACUACACCCACGUGCUGCAGCCCAUCGCCGUGCUGGACCUGGUGCAGACGCUGCUGGAGCUGGGCUGUGUGCAGCGGCGCUACCUCCGCCAGCCCCCCCGCGCCUCCCUCUUCUCCCCGGUGCAGCGUUCGGAGGAGGUGCGGGGUGAGGAGGUGGCGGCUCGCCUCGGCUACACGGCCUUCUACGAGCCCACGGUGGAGGCCGGGCUCGUGCUGGCUAGGGCUUACCCCCACGAGAGGAACUGGAACCACUGGUCCGCCCUGCAGAACCAGCACUUGAGACAACAGAGGACCCAAGAGGGUGUGUGAGUGAGUGAGUGUGUGUGUGUGUGUGUUUCCAUGUGUGUGUGUG
Clupea harengus (Atlantic herring) is the source of this 7081-nucleotide messenger RNA. It is a transcript of the gene gtf3c1, whose product is annotated as general transcription factor 3C polypeptide 1. NCBI's taxonomy places the organism in Eukaryota, Metazoa, Chordata, Actinopteri, Clupeiformes, Clupeidae. The record is from RefSeq and is a predicted model, not a curated record. Gene Ontology annotation, molecular function: DNA binding. The coding region runs from base 166 to 7038 and encodes 2290 amino acids. Gene Ontology annotation, cellular component: transcription factor TFIIIC complex. The transcript has 40 exons. Gene Ontology annotation, biological process: 5S class rRNA transcription by RNA polymerase III; transcription initiation at RNA polymerase III promoter.